GUUCUUUCUCUCUCCCUCGCUCCCUCCACGACUCAUCACUCAACUAAACUCGCGUCGACAAAAAAAGAAAACGAUUUUUCUGCCCCCCCAAAAUUUUUUUUUGCCCCCGCCUUCUCACUACUCACUGGCUCUAUGGCCUUUCACGUAGCUUGCCCAAUUACAUGCCUUCGAAUAUGCUCCUGCAAGCUAGGGUUUCCGCGGGAUCUGCACGGGGAGGCAUCAAAGUCCGAUUUCCUGCUCGACGUUUCCAGAAUCGAGGAGCUAUGGAGGGAUCCCUCGCGAAUUAGGGCUUCCAACGGGGCUACCGUUCAGGUUUUGGUUCCUAAGAUUGUGCCUGCUCCCCCACCUCCUAUCCCUGCUUCUGCUGCUUCCAUUCCGGUUUCGGUUCCCAUUCUAGCUCCUCGGCCGGUUGUUGUUGGGGAAGUCGAUGGGGAUGCUGAUCUUGGUGGAGAGGAUUCCGCGGCUUUGUCCGCUUCUGCACACACCAAGCGUGUGGCGCUUCAGAAGAAGGCUGCUGCUACUGUGGUUGCUGCUGAGGAUUUCGCUCGAAGAUUCGAGUCUGGUGACGCUGCGGCGGUCUCAAGAGACACCAAUGCAGAUGAGCAAGUACUUACCAACACAACCUCAAAGGUGAUGUGUCGAAUGUGCUUCUCAGGUGAAACAGAUGGUAGCGACAGAGCAAAAAAGAUGCUUUCUUGCAGAAGUUGUGGCAAGAAGUAUCAUAGGGGCUGUUUGAAAGCCUGGGCACAACACAGAGAUUUAUUUCACUGGAGUUCAUGGUCCUGUCCAUCUUGCCGGACGUGUGAGAUAUGCCGAAGAACUGGAGAUCCAAAUAAGUUUAUGUUCUGCAAAAGGUGUGAUGGUGCUUACCAUUGUUACUGCCAGCAUCCUCCACACAAGAAUGUCAGCUCAGGACCAUAUUUGUGCUCCAAACAUACAAGGUGCCACAGUUGUGCAUCUACCGUCCCUGGAAAUGGUUUAAGUGUGAGGUGGUUUCUUGGGUUCACAUGCUGUGAUGCUUGUGGACGAUUGUUUGUGAAGGGGAAUUACUGCCCAGUUUGUUUAAAGGUUUAUAGAGAUUCAGAAUCAACACCAAUGGUCUGUUGUGAUAUUUGCCAACGUUGGGUGCACUGUCAUUGUGAUGGCAUAAGUGAUGAGAAAUAUAUGAAGUAUCAGGUUGAUGGUAAUCUCCAGUAUGUAUGUGCAACAUGUCGUGGAGAGUGCUAUCAGGUUAAGGAUCUUGAGGAUGCUGUUCAAGAGAUGUGGAGAAGACGGGAUAAAGCUGAUCAUGAUUUGAUUGUCAGCUUGAGGGCUGCUGCAGGAUUGCCAACUCAAGAAGAUAUUUUCUCUAUAUCACCUUCCUCUGAUGACGAAGGUAAUGGACACAUGACUUCAAAGAAUGAGUUUGGGCGUUCUUUGAAGUUUUCACUCAAAGGUGUCAUGGAUAAGUCACCAAAGAAGACCAAAGAUUAUGGAAAGAAGUAUUUUAAUAAAAAAUCGAGCAACAAGAAGAGCUCUGAUGUGAACUUAAUGAGUAAGACAGAAGCAGAUGUGGAUCAACGUGAGAAACGAUCUCAUGGACACAGUUCUGAGGAGAGAAAGGACUACGUGUCUCAUUCUCAAAAGAAUGCAGGAUUGGUUGGACUUCCUUCUCCUGCUGCUGCUGCUGUAAAUCACUCUAAUCCAACAAACUCUGUUGGGCGGCCAGGGGAUCUAAAACAGAAGUCCGUUGAUGAGGUGAUGGUUAGUGAUGGUGAUAAGGGGACGAGGAUUGUUAAGAUUAAGAGCAACAAGCCUCCUGAUAUUGAUAGUGGAGAUGAUAAAGAUAAGCAUGGCAACAAGAUGAUAUCUGUGAAAACCAAGAAGCUAGUAAUAAAUCUAGGUGCACGAAAGAUAAAUGUUACUAAUUCCCCAAAAUCUGAUGUUUCAAGUUGCCAAAAAGAGCAAGAUUUGCCACAUUCCAAUGGACGUGAAGAUACUGGCAAUCCUAAAAUUGGCGACAAUCUGGUGGACAAAGAUAGCGGGGCUGCUAAACCUGGAAUUGGAGGCAGAUUUGAUCAAUCUGGCCAAGUAAGGCUUCUGAAGUUUGCUCGAAGAGGGAGUAGUUUGAUUAAACUUGGGAAAGUGAAAGAAACAUCUGAAGGGAAUCCAAAACUCGAGCAAGAUAAUAGCACACAUACGAGUGCUUCGUCAGUGGCCAGAAGCAGUGGUACUGCCACAGCUACACUCGGACGUGUAAGCGAAGUUCCAGUAUUAAGAAGUGACAAGGCACCGCAGGGGGAAGAAUCUGCAACGCCAGAUACAAAUACUGAAACCAAUGAUGAUUGUGGUGGUACAACUGCAUCCCUUUCUUUGGCCAAAGAUUCAAAGUUCUCUCUGAAGUUAAAGAUUAAGAAACCUAGCCUGGAGAAUCAAAGCUCUCAAAAUGCUCCACCUGAAGAAAAGACUGCCAUAAGAGGGCAGAGAUCAAAAAGGAAGAGAUCAUCAGCCUUUGCAGAGAAGGCGCCAUUGAAUGAAGAUGAAACUGUUGUACAAGACAGCGAGAUGUUAGAAGCUAGCUGGAUACUGAAAAAAUUGGGGAAAGAUGCAAUUGGGAAGCGAAUUGAAGUCCACCAGCCAUCCGAAAGCUCCUGGAACAAGGGAGCAGUUUCUGACGUAAUUGAAGGAACAUCAAAGUUAUCUGUGACCUUGGAUGAUGGCAGAGUCCUCACUGUUGAGCUCGGAAAGCAGGCUGUUAGAUUUGUUCCACAAAAGCAAAAGAGGUGAAUAUGGAGCAUCAAACUCCCUUCAGCACAAGUUCUUGGUGGUCCAAGACGGGAAAUGAGAAGCUCUUAUUAUUGCUGAAGAUACUACCUCCAUUGGCCAGAUCAUCAAGUCGAUUUUCUUCUGGGUGCCUGCCAAAUCUCAGGCUCCAGGCUCUUCAUCAAUUGUUACCAUGUCCAUAUGAAGCUAGAUAUGAUCUCGAUGACUGAUUUUCCUUUGUAGUAAUUACUGCCUGUAUUGGAACCGAAACGCCUAAACCCCAUUUAGGAAUCCAAUGUUUGUAGUAAUAACCUUUAGCGUGUAAUUUGUAUUUAGUAGUUAGGCAUCAUAUUAUAUGCCACUGCUUGGCACUUGACUUGUUAAUUGAAUUGAUCUUAAGGGCUCACAUCUCACAAACAACUCUUUCCUAAGCAAGACUAUCACAGUUGGUACAAUUUUCGUCAGCAUCAAAAUCAGACUCUGCAUUUCAUUUUUUUUGUUUCCAAAAAUGUUGAGAUUGUGGCAUUUUGAGAAACAGAAGUCAGGAUCUGAAGGCUGCAAAAUCAGACAGGUGGUGGUGGCAAGUCUAACAACAGCCAGAAUCCGACACAGUCAUCUGAAUCCAAGUCUUCUUGUACAGCAAGGAAAUGGAGACCUCCGCAUGUCUUUUUUGCAGCCUCCCACGAUUCAGCUUCAGCUGUUGUCACAGGACUUUUGUUGUAGGUGGCGUAGAUGUAGCGAGUGGAGACUCCAACAGAGAGGAUCAAGCAGCCUUUGCUUGUGUCCGAUUCGACUGCGCAAACUUCCAGUCCAUUCAUCCAAGCUGCCAAUGGUUUGGCUCGUGAUGAAGCAACAGACAGCCCUGGAAUUAGUGUUUCGUCAUCCACUGCAAUGCCAAGGAGAUCCAGAUCUAGACUCGAACCGAACAUAAAUCUUGUAUCCAUUGAUGCGAUUUCUUCUCGGAUAGCUGAAAAUGGUAACUGGACGAAAGCCCACUUAUCUCCGUAGAGAUUCUCUGGGAGGUCUAUUGGGAAUGGAUUGUCUAAUGCAAGGAGGGGUUUGGAUCCCUUCUGAAACCCAGGGUGGCGUUUGUAUACCGUCUCGUAUCGUUCUCCCAGCCACAGCUGUAGUGAUAGACACUGCACAAUGGAGAAUAGGCUUUAUCCCCAGCUCUCGGCACGCCUUGGUUAUGAUAGUCUGCAUCUGCGACCUGAAGAAGCGUAUCUUCUGGGGCAAAGGGACACCCAGAUCCUCAGAGAUGGAACCAAGAGCGUCUCUCAGGGUGAUGCUGUUGAUCGCAUUAUUGGGGAAGUACUUGGUGAACUGCAGCGCCAAGGACUCGUCACACACAACCAGCUCCCACACUUUCUUCCCUCGGAUGUCCAGCAUCGGCCUUGAACAGAAAUCCAGCUCCCACUCCAAGAUGCUAUCCGGGUCGGUUUCCGGGUCCAGGUAGCUCAUCUCCGCGGUCGGGUCGUCUUCCUCGUACUCCUCCACCCCUGCUUCCUCCUGCGUCGAAACCCGGAGCUUGGGGAACCCGUGGGCAAGUUUUCGGCCGCUUGAGGCAUUUGGCUGGAUGGAGAAGGACACUCUGGAAGUUGGUUUCCGAAAAGAGGCUGUUUUCGUUUUGGGGGUUCGAGGAAUUCUGGUGGGGUUGAAGCUCAGAGUGGCCAUGGCGAAUUGGCGAAGAAGCUCCCAGGGCGGAAGCGAAAGGAAGUUGAUAAGUGUGGUAAGUUUGGUCCUUACAUGACCACCACUCGAAC
Linum tenue is the source of this 4505-nucleotide messenger RNA. The record is from the annotation of a GenBank genome assembly. NCBI's taxonomy places the organism in Eukaryota, Viridiplantae, Streptophyta, Magnoliopsida, Malpighiales, Linaceae.